ACAUUUUCGUCAAGUCUUACAUUUACAAGCAGAAGGUGGUGGAGAAUAUUCGGUAAAAUAAUCCUUGAUUUGCUGAAAGAUAAAUUGUAUCUGGACACAGUGUUGUUGUCAUUUUGAGUCAUGGCUUCCAAACGGAUAACCCAGGAAACUUUUGAUGCCGUGGUGAAGGAGAACAUGGAAGACUUUGAGCUUGGUGCAGAAGAGGCUGUAGCUGAUGCCAUUCAACAGUUUGAGUCUCAGGGCAUUAACCUUGCUAACAUCAUCAAAGAAGCUCAUGUUGGAGGUGAAUCUGGUGAACCAACCAAGCAUCCUGUAGUGGUUGCUCUGCAUGGCUUGACAGAAGGGAUCAAAACCAUAGCUUCUGGGGGUGAUGGAGCAGAGGAUAUCAUAACACAUCUUCAAGCUUUCAAGACAGAGUGCGACAAGGAUCUAGCGCAUCGCAUGCAAGCUGCCAGCAACGAGGCAUUCCCAACCUUACUUCUUCUGACCCAAAGCCGACUAGCAAAGGCAGAUGAACAAUUCCAAUGCAGAGCUCUAGAGGGCCUGUGCUCUCUGCUAAAUGGACAACCUGAUCUGAUGACAGGAGCUGGCAUGGACUUCCUGCUUGAAUCAGUGAGGACUGUAGCAAGUUCUGAAGGGGAUAGUCAUCCUUCAAGCGUUGCCCUCCUCAUCAAAGCCAUUAGAUUUAGUUGCAUCAAACAUGAGACGAACAGGCAAGCAUAUGUGAAGAAGAAUCUUAUCAAAACACUCAUCAGUGUCUUAGGAAAUGCGAAGGGUGAUGUGAAGGUAGUACGAGAAGUCGAUGCCACCUUCCGGGCUCUUGUCGUCGAUGAUGAUGUCAGGGUACCCUUUGGGAAAGCCCAUGACCAUGCUAAGCUUAUCGUUGAAAGUGGGGCAUUGAAGAUUCUUCUUGAAGUCAUGCAGAGUUGCAUGCAUGAUCAGGCCGCUGUAGGUGACCUCAGUGCAACCUUAGGCCGUCUGUCAGUCAGGAACGAGUUCUGUCAAGAGAUCGUCAAUCUAGGAGGUCUGAAGUCGGUCUUGAAGGUGUUGGGUGAUGAUCUAGCUAGUCAGGUAGUAGUAAGACAACUCCUUGAUCUUCUCAAAGCAAUAGCUGGAAACGAUGAGGUCAAGAUUGCUAUAGUGAAUGCUGGAGGUAUCCCAACGAUCUUAGGUGCCAUGUCAAGAUAUAUACGCAUUCCUCAGGUAUGUCAAGUAGGAUGCGCAGCUGUAGCAGCCAUAGUUCUUCGUAAACCAGCCAACUGCCUGGCGGUAAUGGAAGCUGAGGGUGCUAAACUUCUGGUUCAAAUCCUGACAAUACAUAAGGAUGAAGCAGCAGUACAGAACCAAGCUUGCAGGGCGGUGCGGAACCUAGUCGCCAGGACACCAGAGCACAAGGAUCCAUUUAUACGGCUAGGAAUUGAGAGUCUUCUAAGAGAUGCGGAGAAGCACUGCCCAGACGAUGCUAAGGCUGCCCUCAGAGACCUACACCUCAAGGUGGAAUUACGAGAGCUUUGGAAGGGAGAAAAGAACCCAUUAACCAAUUAGAAAAUCCUAAUAAUAUGCAACAUAUGAAUAAUUCUUAAUACAAUGUCUCUAAGCACUGUAAACUGUUACCCUGGCUUUAGCAGGGCUACCCUGAUCAGGUGCUUGAGCAUUCAAGGAUAUCCUUCCUAUUGGUUAGCCAUUUACUACACUUCGAUGGAGAGUGGUAAACAAAGGCCUUUCCAAUGGACGCAAGUGCCAUGGGGGAAUUCAAACCCCUGACCUUAUAAGAGAGAUUGGCAAAUUUGUGUGGGUUACAAAAAAUUGUUUACAUAUAAAAGCAAAAUAUUACUAUUAUCAUUCCACUUAACCCUAUCUAGGCUGGGGGGGGGGCUCGGAGGCCCCCCCUCAACGAUUCGCGCAAUAUUUUCGCCACACGAAUUUUUUUGACCGCGCCGCUUGCUGACUUUUUACUUUCAAGUCUUGCGCAACUUUUGAGACCAAUUAUGCGUCACCCGGGUUCGUGGUUCCGAAAUUAUGUAAGUGCAUGUCAGACCCAAAAUUGCUCAAAAACGUGAUUUUGUGUACAAAGUCAAUGCAAAUUGUGUUUUCAACCAAAAAUCAUAAAUGUAUGAUUAUUUUUAGUUUUGCUGGUUUAAAUGUAUUUAUUUUAUGCUUUUUUUUAUCUCGGAAGAGUCCCCAACAUAUUUUAUUGAAAAAACAAUGAAAAACGAAAGGUAAAAAACAAAGAAAUACAUAAGAAAUUGCAAAAAACAAUAUAAUACAUAAGAAAAUGAUUUGAUAUCGCAAUUUUGUUCAUGUACACUUGCUAAGAACACCACAAAGAGUUCUAUACCAAAAUAUUAGAACAUUUGGAGCUUUAUUCAGGGAGUUAGAGGAAAAAGUAUGAUUUCGCAUACUAAAUACGCAUAAAUUAGCAUAAUCAUUUAAUAGCAAUUCGCAUGAAAUAAAUUACUAUACAAUUUUGUAGAUUAUGUCCCAGACAACCCGCGUGCCAAUUUUCGGCGCAGUCGACGGCCGAGAUCUUAAGGGGGGCUUGGGAGGCCCCCCCCCCCCCCCCCCGGCCAUAUGAACUCCCAAAAUACCCCGGCCUAAAUAGGGUUAAAUCUGUGCACAUACGUGUGCUGCAAGUUAAAAAAAUAUAUGUAUUGUAAAUAUAUUUAUUGGUGUAUAUGUGGAGUGAAAGUUUGUUGUUGCAUCUUUUAUAUAUGAUUUUGCAAUAAUUCAAAUAAAUUUUGAUUUAUAAAAAUGUGAGAAACCUGCCA
Messenger RNA from Lytechinus pictus (painted urchin), 2768 nucleotides. Its product is annotated as armadillo repeat-containing protein 6-like. Gene Ontology annotation, biological process: hematopoietic progenitor cell differentiation. NCBI's taxonomy places the organism in Eukaryota, Metazoa, Echinodermata, Echinoidea, Temnopleuroida, Toxopneustidae. Gene Ontology annotation, molecular function: protein binding. The record is from RefSeq and is a predicted model, not a curated record. Bases 121 to 1545 code for a protein of 474 amino acids. The transcript is spliced from 7 exons.